Molecule: messenger RNA, 2523 nt
Organism: Trichosurus vulpecula (common brushtail)
Lineage: Eukaryota; Metazoa; Chordata; Mammalia; Diprotodontia; Phalangeridae
Gene: FSTL4
Product: follistatin like 4
Exons: 15
Coding region: 1-2523 (840 amino acids)
Biological process (GO): cell differentiation; multicellular organism development; regulation of BMP signaling pathway
Molecular function (GO): calcium ion binding; protein binding
Source: RefSeq, a predicted model, not a curated record
AUGAAAUCGAGAAGCCUUGGAUCAUUCUUCUUACUGCUUGAGAUUUACUUGUCAACCACCCUGGGAUGGAUGCGCUCGGAGACAAGCAGAAGUGCUCCCCCAGAUGUGGGAGGGCUGCAAAAGAAGGAAUUUAGAAGCCUUGAAGUCACAAGAAGAAAAGUGUAUUUUGGCCAUGACAGCCUACAUGCAUCAUGUGAAAACAAGCAUUGUGGUCGAGGGAGUCGUUGUAUUGUAAAUGAAGAGACCCAGAUGCCAGAAUGUCAAUGUUUGGAAGGCUGCAAGUCUACUUACAUGCCAAUAUGUGGAUCUGAUGGCAAAUUUUAUGAAAACCAUUGUGAGCUCCAUCGAGCUUCGUGUCUGCAGAAAAAGAAAAUCUACAUUGUCCAUAGCAAGGACUGUUUCUUCAAAGGUGACACAUGCACCAUGGCUGACUACAACCGUCUAAAGCAUAUCCUCCUAGACCUACAAGCCCAACGUCAUAUGCAGAACAAUGUCCCUGGUCCAGACUCAUCACAGAAGCAUUUUCUUGUGGAAUCCCUGUUUAAGUACUUAGAUUACAACGGCAACGGAUACCUCAGCAGUUCUGAACUAAAUCAGCUUAUGAAGGAGGGACCCCUGGAAAAUGACUUCCUUGGUUGUUCGCUAGAAGACCUACUCCGAUUUGACGACUACAACAAUGAUGGUUCCCUCAGUUUGCAGGAGUUCUACACCACCUUCCAAGUAGUUCAUCUGAGUCUUCCUGAGGAGCAAAGGAUCAUCGUCACUACAGUGACCGUCGGGCUCAGCACAGUAUUAACUUGUGGCAUCCAAGGGGCCCUCAGGCCACCCAUCAUAUGGGAGCGCAAUGGAAUCACCCUAAACUUCUUGGAUUUGGAAGAUAUCAAUGAUUUUGGAGAAGAUGAUUCCCUCUACAUUACCAAGGUGACAACUAUUCACAUGGGCAAUUACACCUGUCAUGCCCACGGCUAUGAGGAGCUGUACCAGACUCACGUCCUUCAGGUGAAUGUGCCUCCAGUCAUCCGUGUUUACCCAGAAACUCAGGCCCAGGAACCUGGAGUCUCAGCCAGUCUGAAAUGCCAUGCAGAAGGCAUUCCUACCCCAAGAAUUACCUGGCUAAAAAAUGGCAUGGAUGUUGGACCUAAACUGUCUAAGCAGCUCUCUCUCAUUGCCAAUGGAAGUGAACUUCACAUCAACAGUGUGCGUUAUGAAGAUACAGGAGCCUACACAUGCAUUGCUAAGAAUGAAGUAGGGGUUGAUGAAGAUAUUUCUUCUCUCUUUAUUGAAGAUUCAGCCAGAAAGACCCUUGCAAACAUACUUUGGCGAGAAGAAGGUCUCAGUGUGGGAAACGUGUUUUACGUCUUUUCGGAUGAUGGGAUCACAAUCAUUCAACCAACUGACUGUGAGAUCAGGAGACACAUCAAGCCCGGUGAAAAGAUUUUUGCAAGCUAUGAAGAAAUCUGCCCUCAGACAGAAGGAGACACCACUCAGUCCUGCCAGUGGGCAUCUGCAGUCAAUGUCAGGAACCGAUAUAUCUACGUGGCCCAGCCAGUACUGAGCAGAAUUCUCAUAAUAGAUGUACAAACCCAGAAAGUCCAGCAGGCCAUAGGUGUGGAUUCUGUACCAGCUAAGCUGCUCUAUGACAAGUCACAUGAUCAAGUCUGGGUUCUAAGCUGGGGGAAUAUGCAGAAGUCCCAGCCAAGUCUUCAGGUAAUACCUGAAGCAAGUGCAGGUGAAAGCCAACAACACAUCAUCCGAGUACCAUACGAAGGAGUGGAUGAUUUCUUCAUUCCACCUACAAACCUGGUUAUUAAUCACAUCCGGUUUGGCUUCAUCUUUAACAAGUCAAAUUUGACAGUUCACAAAAUUGACCUUGAAACAAUGAUGCUUGUCAAAACCAUAAGCUUCCAUAACUACAGUUGCAUCCCCCAUGCCAUGGCUUACACCCACUUAGGAGGCUAUUUUUUUGUCCAGUGCAAAAAGAAUCGAACCACACCUGCAUCAUCACAGCUUGUGAUCGACAGUGUUACAGACACAGUGAUUGGCCCCAAUGGUGACAUCAAAGGGGUGCCCCAUGUGUCUCCUGAUGGGCACUUCUUGGUGAGCACAGAUGAGGACAGUGGCCGGCUCCAAGUGCAGGCCAUAACCACCCGAGGAGAAAUCCAAUUGUUGUAUGACUUACAGACAGAUGUGCACCUCUGUGAUCUGGCAUUUCAGCCAUCUUUUACCGAGAGCAACCAAUAUUAUAUCUACACCACAUCACUUUUUCAAACAGACUUACUUUUUAUGGAGUUGUCAACAGGGAGAGUAGAUAUGCUGAAGAACUUAAAGGAACCUAUUUUAGCCCAGGACUGGCCAUGGGACAGUAACACAAGGAUUGUGAAAGAUAGUGGAUUAUUUGGACAGUACCUCAUCACAUCGGCCAAGGAGUCUCUGUUUCUCAUCAAUGGGUGGCAAAAAACAUUACGCUGUGAGGUAUCAGGCAUCAAGAGAGGUAACACAGUGGUUUGGAUUGGAGAGGUAUGA